Lepisosteus oculatus (spotted gar) is the source of this 996-nucleotide messenger RNA. RefSeq lists its product as uncharacterized. Gene Ontology annotation, molecular function: RNA nuclease activity; nucleic acid binding. NCBI's taxonomy places the organism in Eukaryota, Metazoa, Chordata, Actinopteri, Semionotiformes, Lepisosteidae. The record is from RefSeq and is a predicted model, not a curated record. Gene Ontology annotation, biological process: defense response to Gram-positive bacterium.
GCAUAAAACUAAGAGCCGCAGACUCUCGGGACUGGAGAGUGAAGGCGGACGAGUGGCAGACCCCACCCUGAAGACCCCCUGUGGACAGCAGCCCUCCUCUGUCAGCGCUGACCGAAGACGAGACCAGAUAGUGUGCAGAUCCGGAGACGAUGAUGACGACGGUGUUGAAGAUGCCUCUGUGGCUCACCUGUUUGCUCCUGCCACUCUCCAGCUGCCAGUUCCUGGAGAGCUCCUCUGUGCCUCGGUCCUGCGUCUACCUGCACCCCUCGGAGCCUGGGACUCGCCUGCCGCUGCCUCCCCAGAGAGGAGAAGGGGGAGAGGGGCAGAUUCGUCCGGGCUCUGCUGGGUUCCUCAGCUCCUUCACUGUAGCACAGGGCUGCGUGCUCACGCUGUGGGGGGGCAAGGCACUGGAAGGACCUCGCUCCUUCCCCAGUGGGACGUACUUCCAUGUGUCCCUGGGGCUGGGGGAGGAGUGGGACCCCACCGACUUCCACUGCAGCUGUGAGGACCAGCAAGGAGACGAGGAGAGCAAUGAUCAGCACGGUUUGCGUCCGAGGGAGAACCCAUACAAGAAGUUUGUGAGGCAGCAUGUGGACAACUCAGUUCAGAAAGGCGACAUCAAUUACUGUAAAAGGAAAAUGAAGAUGAUCAACACACAGCGGGGCACAUGCAAGCUGAACAACACCUUCAUCCACGCCGACGAAAGUCAGGUCAAAAAAGUCUGCACUGAGAAUCCUCAGAAGGAUCCCAGAAAACACAAGAGCAGCAAGCCCUUCCCCCUUACCGUCUGUGAGCGGGAGGGACAAACUUGCAACUACAAGACAACAAACACGAAGAACCACAUCCUGAUCACCUGCAACAAAGAAAACCAGCCCGUGCAUUUCGACAAGCUCCUGGCCAGCAUGGGGAGCACUGAUAUUUUCUAAUUCCUUAAGAGUGGCAAUAUUUUUGGCGUGCCAUGAAGCAUUCUAAUAAAAAUGCUCUAAAAGAAAAGAA